Molecule: messenger RNA, 1228 nt
Organism: Nicotiana tabacum (common tobacco)
Lineage: Eukaryota; Viridiplantae; Streptophyta; Magnoliopsida; Solanales; Solanaceae
Product: nudix hydrolase 14, chloroplastic-like
Biological process (GO): nucleoside phosphate metabolic process; ribose phosphate metabolic process
Molecular function (GO): ADP-glucose pyrophosphatase activity; ADP-ribose pyrophosphatase activity
Source: RefSeq, a predicted model, not a curated record
GAAAAACAUAAAUGAGCAACUUUGCCAACACAGCCGGCGAAUCAUGAGAGUGGCAGUGCCACGUUAUGGACUUCCAUUCUUGGAACCUCUCAACAAAUUCCCAUUCUCCUUCUCCUCUUCAACCCUUUCUCCUAAUAAAACUUGUACUCAAACAACCUUCUCUGCUAAAAUGUCAACAACCCCACCUUCUCAACUCAGCCACAUCAUCAAUCUUCCAGCCCAACUCGAUCAACCCGUUACCAUUGUCGCUGCUCCCGGCGUCUCCGAUACGCAGUUCAGGAAUGCUAUUGAAUCCUCAUUGUUCAAGCAGUGGUUAAAGAACAUACAAACUGAAGCAGGAAUGCUGGCUAAUGGAGCUAUGUCUCUAAGACAAGUUCUUAUUCAGGGUGUAGAUAUGUUUGGAAAGCGUUUGGGGUUUCUAAAGUUCAAAGCAGAUAUUAUUGAUAAGGAGACGGGUCAAAAGGUUCCUGGUAUUGUCUUUGCACGGGGUCCAGCUGUUGCAGUGCUAAUCCUUUUGGAUUCUGAGGGUGAGACGUAUGCUGUGCUUACAGAACAGGUUAGGGUCCCUGUUGGGAGGCUAAUUUUGGAAUUGCCAGCAGGAAUGUUGGAUGAUGACCAAGGUGACUUUGCUGGAACAGCAGUUCGAGAGGUUGAGGAAGAAACUGGAAUCCACCUGAAUGUUCAUGAUAUGGUCGACCUCACAGCGUUUCUCGACACAUCGACUGGGGGCAGAGUUUUUCCUUCUCCUGGUGGCUGUGAUGAGGAGAUCAGUUUGUUUCUAUACAGAGGAAAUGUCAGCAAAGAGAAAAUCCAACAACUGCAAGGGAAAGAAACUGGACUACGUGACCAUGGGGAGCUGAUUAAGGUGCAUGUGGUUCCAUAUGAUAAACUAUGGCGUGCCACAGCUGAUGCAAAAGCUCUGACCGCAAUUGCCCUCUAUGAGAUGGCCAAAAGAGAUGGGCUGCUGCCUUGCUCGACGACAAGUUAAUAUUUUCUCUUCCAUUUAUCUCAAUUUACUUUAUUGUAUGCUUGGCUGAAUAGGUGAUGCUAUAUCUUAGGCGGAUGAUAUCUAAAUUAUGGGCAUUCCCAGGUGCACACUCCUGGCAACUGCAUCUGUUGCUUAGUUUUAAACUUUUCUACAUUAAAAGCUGUUUUGCAUAGAACACAAUUUUAUCAUUUCAAAAUAGAUAAUAAAAAAAGGGAAAGAGGAGAUUGGUUCUUGCACAGU